Messenger RNA from Belonocnema kinseyi, 682 nucleotides. RefSeq lists its product as uncharacterized. The record is from RefSeq and is a predicted model, not a curated record. Bases 188 to 571 code for a protein of 127 amino acids. NCBI's taxonomy places the organism in Eukaryota, Metazoa, Arthropoda, Insecta, Hymenoptera, Cynipidae. The transcript is spliced from 4 exons.
UGGUUCAGUGUAAGCCAUCGACACGAGAGAUAAAUCUGAAAAGGGACGCACUUGUGCUAAGAAAUUGAGAUCUUAAGAGGCUAAUCAGGGAUUGAACUGUGAUCAAGAAUCAAGCCCAAAACAAGGAUACAGUCGCCUACGUGCGCCGACCAGGCCACCCCGUAACAGUGAAGGUGUUCGUAUACGAAUGACAAGUAAUGCUAAACACAUACAGUAUUUUCUUGCGCUGGAAAAUGGAUUUGAGGCAAUAGUUGAUGCAAAACUGGCGGCGAAGUGGCAAACAUACUUGGAUAGGCGAGAUCACAGAACUGGUGUACCCAGGGGACCGCGGCCUGCUAUUCUUGGACAUAAGGAUACGUUGCACCGAGGUCGAUAUUCAGCUAUUGUUGGCAUUUUCGAAAUAAUGGGAACUGGUUUAACGCUUCGCUUUGUUAAUGAAUUUGUUCUAAAACCAGAAGGCCCUAUGGAUGGUGACGUCGUGAAACGCAAAAAUCAUCCUCUUGCAGGAUAUUUCCAUGGAAUGUAUUACACGUGGCCGACUAAACCUGCUCACGUGACCUUCUUCUUGUAGUUUUAUAUAAAUUUGGACGUUCUAAUAACAACUUAUUCUAAUAUAAAAGAGUGAAUUCAAGUCAUCUCGAUCACCAAGAAAAUAAUAUUUUGUGAUUAUCAAAAAUGUAAU